UUCACCGUCACAAAAGGUAUUUUCUUUAAUCUCUCUUUGUUUUCUUUUUCUUGUUUGCCUUCAGCUUUAUAUUGAAAAAUGAUCAACAUGCAAUAUCUUUCUCUGUAUCUCCGUAAUUUACUUCUCCAGAUUUCUUUCUUUUGUCUCCCUGAGAAAUUAGAAUCCAUCAAUUCCUUCUUCAGUCGUCGACGUCUUAUUUAGUUUUUCUUUGUUUUUUUUUUUUGCUUUCCUCGAGGAAAAGUCACUACGCCAACCCUCUUAUCUAAUAUACAUACAUUAGUAUAUUAUUUUCAGCGCAUAUAUAUUUAUAUUUUACGUAUAUUAUAAUGUAGAAAAGAGCCGUGUUUGAAUAGUGUGUUUUGAUGCUCUUGCUUUACUCCUUUCUCUCCCUUGUUUCAUUCAUUACUUCACAUGAAGAUCUGGAUCUGGUCCAGACAAAUUUCACCGACCCUCUUUCACAUAUGUAGACCCUCCCUUUCUCUCACUAUUCAGUAGGGUUUUGUGUUCUCUUGUCGUCUUCCUGUUUUGUCCGUAACAUUAAUGCAAGUUUAAUCAAAUUCAGUAUUUGAAACACUCCCAGUGACAAACCACUUCAUCACUUACAUUUUCUGCCCAUACUUUUGUCUCUGUCUCUCUCUAAACAAAAAAAAAAUCCAAAAACCAAACAGCAGUUUCUUGUUAUCGAUGUCUGGCUAUAUGCACCCUCUUCUAGGGCAAGAACUGCAUCUACAGAGACCUGAAGAUUCCAGAACCCCACCUGACCAUAAUAACAUGGAACUCAACAGAUCUGGAGCAGAUGAAGCAAAGGGAGAAACCACUCCCACCGGUGGAGGAGCAGCCAGCUCAGCAACCGCCUCUGGCUCUUCCUCGGGACGCCGUCCACGUGGCCGUCCUGCUGGUUCCAAAAACAAACCCAAACCUCCCACUAUUAUCACCAGAGAUAGUCCUAACGUCCUUAGAUCCCACGUUCUUGAAGUUACCUCCGGCUCGGACAUAUCCGAAGCUGUUUCUACAUACGCCACUCGUCGUGGCUGCGGAGUUUGCGUUUUAAGCGCUACCGGUGCGGUCACUAACGUCACCAUACGGCAACCGGCGGCUCCUACGGGUGGCGGUGUAAUCACACUGCAUGGUCGGUUUGAGAUUUUGUCUUUGACAGGGACUGCGCUUCCACCGCCUGCGCCGCCGGGAGCGGGAGGUUUGACAGUGUAUCUAGCCGGAGGUCAAGGACAGGUUGUAGGAGGGAAUGUGGCUGGUUCUUUGAUAGCUUCGGGCCCAGUAGUCUUGAUGGCUGCGUCCUUUGCAAACGCAGUUUAUGAUAGGUUACCGAUGGAAGAGGAAGAAACUCCACCGCCAAGAACCACUGGAGUACAGCAGCCGCAGUCGGCGGCGUCUCAGUCGUCGGAGGUUACGAGGAGUGAGGCCCAAAUGGGUGAGUCGAACAUGGGAGGUAGAAACGGAGGAGUUGCUUUCUAUAAUCUUGGAAUGAAUAUGAACAAUUUUCAAUUCUCCGGCGGAGAUAUUUUUGGUCUAAAUGGUGGAGGUGGUGGAGGCGGCGGAGGAGAUGGUGGCGGUGUUACUAGACCUGCGUUUUAGCGUUUUAGCUAGUGACACUUUCUGUUGCGUUUGAGUUUAAUCUCAAAGUACUAGCUAUGGCAGUUGCGAAUACUAGCUAGGGUUUGUUUUUUUUUUUUCCC
Brassica oleracea var. oleracea is the source of this 1694-nucleotide messenger RNA. Its product is annotated as AT-hook motif nuclear-localized protein 25. Gene Ontology annotation, cellular component: nucleus. The record is from RefSeq and is a predicted model, not a curated record. Gene Ontology annotation, molecular function: DNA-binding transcription factor activity; minor groove of adenine-thymine-rich DNA binding. The coding region runs from base 685 to 1593 and encodes 302 amino acids. The transcript has a single exon. Gene Ontology annotation, biological process: vegetative to reproductive phase transition of meristem. NCBI's taxonomy places the organism in Eukaryota, Viridiplantae, Streptophyta, Magnoliopsida, Brassicales, Brassicaceae.